Molecule: messenger RNA, 3903 nt
Organism: Camelina sativa (false flax)
Lineage: Eukaryota; Viridiplantae; Streptophyta; Magnoliopsida; Brassicales; Brassicaceae
Source: RefSeq, a predicted model, not a curated record
CUCUCUCUCUCUUCUUCUUCUUCUCCAAAGUCGUCUUCUUCUUCUUCGCUCUCUCUCUGCUUCUCUCUCUCUCUUUGUUCAAAGUCAAAUUCAACCAACCAACCAAACCCACCAGGUAUAAUAAAUAAAAACUUUUUCUUUUUAAUCCUUCUCCUCGGGAGCCUCUCUCUUCUCUGGUAUAUUCUCACACGUGCGCAUCUCGUGCCACCUGGAGAUAGGGAUUCGUUUCGAUCGAUUUCGUUUUGUUUUUUUCUUUUUCUUAGAUCUGUUCUUUAAUAAUGGGUGUGAGGAGAAGGAUGUGUUUAUAAUUGAAAAAAAAAAAACCCUAAUUCUCGUUAUUGAUGAGUGUUUCAUGAGUUGUAUUGUGAUCGAUCUGUUACUUUUCGAGUCUCUAGUAGUAAAAGAAGAAGAGGAAGAAGAAGAUUAGUAUGUCGUCGCUCAGCAGAGAACUCGUCUUUUUGAUACUUCAAUUUCUCGACGAAGAGAAAUUCAAAGACACUGUUCACAGGUUGGAGAAGGAGUCUGGUUUUUUCUUCAACAUGAGGUACUUUGAAGACAGUGUAACUGCUGGUGAAUGGGACGAUGUCGAGAAGUACCUUUCUGGUUUCACUAAAGUUGAUGAUAAUCGAUACUCCAUGAAGAUUUUUUUCGAGAUUCGCAAGCAGAAGUACCUUGAAGCUCUUGACAAGAAAGACCAUGCCAAGGCGGUUGAAAUUCUUGUUAAGGAGUUAAAAGUGUUCUCUACUUUCAACGAAGAGCUUUUUAAGGAGAUUACCAUGCUUCUAACCUUAACCAACUUCAGGGAAAAUGAGCAGCUUUCCAAGUAUGGAGAUACUAAAUCCGCAAGAGGUAUUAUGCUUGGGGAACUUAAAAAACUCAUUGAAGCAAAUCCUCUCUUCCGAGAAAAACUUCAAUUUCCCAGUUUGAAGAAUUCAAGAUUGAGAACCUUAAUAAAUCAAAGUUUGAACUGGCAGCAUCAGCUUUGCAAGAAUCCCAGACCUAACCCGGAUAUAAAAACACUCUUUGUUGACCACACUUGUGGGCAUCCAAAUGGUGCACACACUCCUUCCCCGACAACUAACCAUUUAAUGGGUUCAGUCCCUAAAGUUGGAGGCUUCCCACCAUUAGGUGCUCACGGUCCAUUUCAGCCAACACCAGCUCCUCUCACAACAUCUCUUGCAGGAUGGAUGCCUAAUCCAUCGGGACCACACCCUACUGUUUCUGCUGGCCCUAUCGGCUUAGGUGCCCCCAACAGUGCUGUGUCUAUGUUAAAGCGUCCCAGGACUCCUCCAACUAAUAGCCUAUCAAUGGAUUAUCAGACGGCAGAUUCUGAAAGUGUGUUGAAGAGACCCAGACCUUUUGGUAUUUCAGAUGGGGUUAAUAAUCUUCCAGUCAAUGUCUUGCCAGUCACAUAUCCAGGGCAAAGCCAUGCGCAUGCAACUUAUUCUACUGAUGACUUACCCAAAAAUGUUAGCAGGAUUUUGAGUCAGGGUUCUGCCAUUAAGAGUAUGGAUUUUCAUCCAGUACAGCAAACUAUGCUCCUUGUUGGCACCAAUCUUGGUGAUAUCGCAAUAUGGGAGGUGGGUAGCAGGGAGAAGCUUGUUUCUAGAAGCUUUAAAGUUUGGGAUCUUGCUGCUUGCACUGUGAAUCUUCAGGCUUCACUUGCUAGCGAGUAUACUGCAGCAGUAAACCGAGUUGUUUGGAGUCCUGAUGGAGGUCUUUUGGGUGUUGCAUAUUCAAAGCAUAUUGUGCAUAUAUAUUCAUAUCAUGGUGGCGAUGAUUUACGGAAUCAUCUAGAGAUUGAUGCUCAUGCUGGUAAUGUCAACGAUCUUGCUUUCUCCCAACCAAACCAGCAAUUAUGUGUUGUGACUUGUGGAGAAGACAAGACAAUCAAGGUCUGGGAUGCUGUCACCGGAAAUAAAUUGCACACCUUUGAAGGUCAUGAGGCACCUGUUUACUCAGUGUGCCCACACCAGAAAGAGAAUAUUCAGAUUAUUCUCUUGUGGUACUAGUAAGGAGGGGGAAUCAUUCAUUGUUGAAUGGAAUGAAAGUGAAGGAGCUGUGAAGCGGACUUAUCUUGGACUAGGGAAACGGUCUGUGGGGGUUGUCCAGUUCGAUACCAUGAAGAAUAAGUUUUUGGUAGCUGGUGAUGAGUUCCAAGUCAAAUUUUGGGAUAUGGAUAGUGUUGAACUUUUGAGUACAACGACUGCAGAAGGGGGGUUGCCGUCUUCCCCUUGCUUAAGGAUCAAUAAAGAAGGAACUCUGCUGGCUGUCUCAACUACUGAUAAUGGAAUUAAGAUACUAGCGAAUGCUGAAGGUUCCAGGAUUUUGCACUCCAUGGGAAACCGUGGCCUUGACAGCUCUAGAGCUACUCCUGGCUCAGUCGCAAAGGGGCCUAUUGGUGGCACAUUUGGCACUCCAAGUUCAAGCACUGGAAUGAGUCUAUCAAUGGCUGAAAGAAGUGGACCAGUGGCAUCUGUUACUGGAUUGAAUGGAGAUAAUCGCAGUAUGCCAGAUGUCAAACCAAGAAUCCCUGAUGAAGCAGAGAAAUCAAAGACUUGGAAGCUGACAGAGAUCAGCGAACGAUCCCAGCUUCGUACUCUGCGGCUUCCUGACAGCCUGCUACCAGCAAGAGUUGUUAAGUUAAUAUACACAAAUUCUGGAGGUUCUAUUCUGGCAUUAGCAGAAAACGCUGCACAUAAAUUAUGGAAAUGGCAAAAGAGUGAGCGAAAUCUUUUGGGAAAGGCAAACAGCAAUGUCCCACCCCAGCUCUGGCAGCCAUCUAGUGGAGUACUAAUGACAAAUGACACACGCGAGGGAAACAAAGAAGAUGUAGUUCCAUGCUUUGCGCUCUCAAAAAAUGAUUCUUAUGUCAUGUCAGCCUCAGGAGGAAAAAUUUCCUUGUUCAACAUGAUGACUUUUAAGACGAUGACAACGUUCAUGGCGCCACCUCCAGCAGCGACUUCCCUUGCCUUCCAUCCUCAAGACAAUAAUAUUAUUGCUAUCGGAAUGGAUGACUCGUCUAUUCAAAUCUAUAACGUCAGAGUCGAUGAGGUUAAAAGUAAAUUGAAAGGUCAUCAGAAGAGAGUGACUGGUUUAGCAUUCUCAAACGUUCUAAAUGUUCUUGUUUCCUCUGGUGCUGAUUCUCAGCUAUGUGUAUGGAGCAUGGAUGGAUGGGAAAAGCAAGCUAGCAAACAGAUUCAAAUUCCAAGCGGGCAUUCGCCAAACCCACUUGCUCAUACACGCGUUCAGUUCCAUCACGACCAGACACAUGUGCUUGUUGUCCAUGCCAGCCAGUUAGCCAUAUAUGAGGCUCCUAAGUUAGAGAACAUGAAGCAGUGGAUUCCGAAGGAGUCAAGUGGUUCAGUCACAGAUGCUGUAUACUCAUGUGAUAGCCAGUCAAUCUACGCAGCCUUUGAUGAUGGAAGUGUGAGUAUCUUGACGGCAACAACAUUGCAACUGAAGUGCCGCAUUGGUCCCAGUUCAUAUUUGCCUUCAAACCCUAGCUCGAGAGUAUAUCCAGCAACAGUCGCAGCUCAUCCGUCUGAACCAAACCAAUUUGCAGUUGGACUAACUGAUGGUGGGGUCCACGUGAUCGAACCACCAGGUCCAGAGGGGAAGUGGGGAAUGUCCCCACCGCCAGAAAAUGGUGCAGGACCAAGUGUCUCCUCAGCACCCGGGUCAGAUCAACAACCGAGGUGAGGCUGAGUUUGUUCACCAAAAGCUCGCAUCAUGUAGCCUCCCAAGUCAUUAUUAUACAGAGGAGAGCUCUGAGAUUGUAGGUGAUGUAUGUUCUUACUUAUUCAUAGUAGGUGAAAGGUGACUCAGCAGUUUCUUCCAUUAAUUCUAGUGUUUACGAAACGGUUUUUUUCAAGAUUAUUAUUAUCAUUAUAGAGUUCUCCU